AUGGAUGCUGAAACCUCGGUGCUGGACAAAUAUGUUGGACAAAGAGUAGAUGGGGGACUACCUGACGAAGUCUAUGACAUCUACAAACCAGGAGCUGACUAUACUAGAGGCUUAAGGCAGUCCAUAGGUGUCAUAGAGUUUGAAGACUUCCUCAAAACCUAUCUCCCAGAAGAGAGCAAUGAUGGUGAUAAGGCCUUGAAGGAGAAUCUGAGGAAGAUUCUUGAUUUUCCAAAAGAUGAUAAGUUGAGGGUUAUGCUGGAGGAAGCAAUUGAUAGUGUCAAGUUUAAUACCAGAAGGCUCCUACGUCGUCAAGCUUGUGGAAACAAGGUACUAAGAGGAAGACACGAGUGGGAGCAUCACAGACAAGGCCGUGUACAUCGUAAGAGAACCACACAACUUAAAAAAGCUCAAAAUUUCAAAAGCAGGGAGAAGCAACAACAAGAAGAGGAAGUGAAGAUUGCAGAGAGACAUCAUGAAAACUGA
Molecule: messenger RNA, 483 nt
Organism: Eruca vesicaria subsp. sativa (arugula)
Lineage: Eukaryota; Viridiplantae; Streptophyta; Magnoliopsida; Brassicales; Brassicaceae
Source: the annotation of a GenBank genome assembly